CUUUUUUUUUUUUACUUAGUGGACAUAACAUGUAUGAUUUUUCAUUCUUGGGCUUGGGCCGGGUUUUAUCCAAUUUACUAAUACUAUAAUGUUUUGAUAGAAUUAUAUAACAUAUCUUUUUAUUAUACAGAUAUAUCAUAUAUGAUAUAGUAAAUCUUUUUAUACUUUAAAUGGUUAUUUGUUUUGUUACAUUAUCGAUUUUGUUUAAGUGUUUCCAUGUCCAUACACUUGUUUCUGGAUUAGUUUUUCCAGUUGUUCAAGUAAAACAAAUAAAGAAAAAUAAGCUAAGCAAGAUUUUCUUAAUUUGUCAAGUCAAGGAAAUCUGGUUUAUAUGAAUAUUUACCUGUAUAUAUUUACAGAAAAAAAUAUUUUGUUCCCAUAUAAUGAUUAUAAUAUACAUUUUAUUAUCAUUUGAUAUGUGUAAUUAGAUACGUUUUGAUAUAUGUUACUCUUUGUGCCAUUAUCUUUUUUUUUUAACAUAUGGUAAUUGUUCUUCAGUAAAAAAAGGUAAUUAUUUUGGCAUAUAAUAAACAAAAUAAAAGUUAAUUUAAAUAAAUAUAAAUUAUUUCAAUUUUAGUUAUUAUAAAAUUAAUAUAAAUAUCUUAAAACCUUAUAUUUUAAAUGACUGAUUGCUUUUUCUAAUGAUUAAAAUAUAAUUAAAUAAUUAUUUGUCGAAAAUAUUUCUUUUAAAACUCAAAGACAAGUUAAUAAAAAGGCAAAGCAAAGGUAAGAGUGGUUAAAACACUAUCAUCACAAACCAAAUAUGUAGAGCCUUUCAAAACCAUAUAAAUAUAUAACUCAAGAUGAUCAUUGGCUUAUUCACAGACAACCAUCUUCAACUGCGAAUCUUGUUUUUAGUCCUCUCGCUAAAUCAUCACAUUUUCAUCAUGGAUUCAGGAACAAAACCAAAUCUUAUUUCGAAUUUACCUGAUUGCCUUCUGGUUUUAAUCAUAUCUUUCUUACCUUUCAAACAAUCUGUACAAACAAGUGUUCUUGCUAAGCGAUGGAAGAAUCUUUGUCGUGAAACAACAAACCUCGUAUUCAAAGAGUCUGAGUUCGGCCUGAACCAAUUUGUUGUUGAUACAGAGGCCAAAAAUUCUGAGACGAGAGCUUUGUUUGUUAGCAUUAUGCAUCAAUGGAUCUCGAGAUUUACUGGUAACACCAUGGAAACAUUUGAACUUUGUCUACCUGAACCAGUGGGUUUUGAGGAAGAUAUCAUGUCUCUAAUCGAGUUUGCUGCUACCAAACAAACCAAAAAUCUAGUUAUUAAUUUCUCAAGCUCUAAUUCGAGACAACCUCCAGGUGCUCUGCAUAUAAAGUUGAUAUAUUUUCAAAAGACUGGAUUGGAUAUCACUCGUCUAUUUUCCAAUCUUAUAUAUGUUAGGAACUUGACUAUCUGCCCUUUUCUUCUUGAGAUGAUCCAAGAUUGUGACGAUCCUAUGAAAUUGCACGAUCCGAUGAAAACACGACAUUUGGUGAUUAAGACACAUAUGUACCCACAUGAGUUCGGAGGAAUAACUAUAUUUCUCAAUAGCUGUCCGGAACUCGAAUCUCUCACGUUCGAAACGUAUACUACUGGGCCUAUCGUGAUGUCGCAGAGAUAUUGGCCGCUAAUACAUCCAAAAACGUUUUGGCUCAACAACAAAACGUAUGAGUGUUUGGAAAGGACACUUAAGGCUGUGAAAGUUGAAAACUUUUGUGGCAUCUCGAACGAGUUGCAUGUGCUGCAGUACCUGAUCCGAACCGGACGUGUGAUGGAACGGCUUGACCUUCAUGCGGCAAAGAGAUUGAACAAUGAGCAAAGGAGGUUGGUACUGACUGCAGCCGAGGAGUUUCAGAAGAAUGUCGAAAGAGGUUCGAGGCAUUUGAGAGUUACUCUACACAAUGCUUGAACUUGAUCAAUGAAGCAUUUUCUUAAUCUUCUAGUGGAAACUGUAACUUGAUCUUUGCUAGUAAUAUUUUCUUAAUUUAAUAUUAAGGGUGGAUGUUCCCCUUGUUUGUUUGGUUUGAGACUUAAUUGUUGUGUUUCGUUUCGUUUGGUUUGAUUUUAAGAACAUUAAUAUUUCUUGUCUUGUUCAUUGCCUUGGAAACCUUCUCCUUGUGUAGCUGCCGUUCCAUAUUAUCCUGUCGAGGAAAAUGGAGACCAUGGAGCUCCACUUUGCUGAGAAGACGCACCAUCUAAAACCAUGUAGCUCCACUCUUUAAACCAUGAUUUUAAGACAGUAGUUUGGCGAUUGACUCACUUAAUCCCAUUGCCUAAGUGGGCUUGGCUUCGAAGCCUGCAAAGUGAGGUCGACGGUGUAGUAUAAAAUUUGGCAGCAAGAGAUGAAUGGCCUAACAAGGGAGAGGCGAGUGAAUGCCAUCUAUUUUUCCCCAUAAUAAAAACAGUUAUUACUUCUUUUUAUAAAAUAUGAAAAAGGGAUAAAGGCAAAUAGUACUGAGAGAAGAUAAGAGGUAAUGGGUCAAUCUACAUAUAUCUAUGUUUUUGUUACUAUUACAACCAUACUGCGCUUAUACACAUUACCAUUCAGAACAUAAAAGUGGUAGCGGGAGAAGAUACCCCAAAUCUUUGUCUAAACAAGACAUCCUUUUGUAGUGAUGACUGAUGAGACAUCCAAACCCACUUCAUUAAUUAGUUAAUUUUUAAUUUAAUAAACAAAUUAAAAAUAUAUUAUUGAAAAUCUAUUUCCCUUGCUUACCUUUUAUUUCUUUUGUAUUUUUUGCACUGUGUUGAUAACUCUUUGAAUUGAUCUCGAAUUUCACAUUGCCACUAAUUUCUUUCUCACACACUGAUAGAAAAAUUUAAUGAUCCACCCAAUACUCAUAUUGACUCAAUCACUUUGUAAAAUUUGUGUAAGUACAUUCAAAACUUGACUCGCUGUUGUUUCUAUUUUCGUAGAUGCAAGCUUUGAUUAAACCCUGCAAACAUGUUGUGUUUGAUUCUAGUUGGACCAGUCGGAUUGAAUAUAACCAUCUAACAUUUUACUGUCCAAAAACAUAUACUGUAUUUGAAACGUUCCGUACCAUUUUAAGGAAUUAUAAUCAUUUAGUUUGAAUGGAGAGAUUAAAAUCUCAAUUUUUGUUUUGUAAUAAUACUACAUACAUUCAAAAUCUACCAUACUAAUCAUAAAGCAGAGGGCAUAAAUCUCUACCGAUAACUGCCUAGAAGCAUAUCGAAUUUUUCGACAUCAAUCAAUAUAUGUGUUUAAUAUAAUAUAGCUGUCUCUCUAAAAAAAAUCAUUUAAAAAUAAUUUUAGUCCAACAUUCUUCCCUUUUUAUACUACAAUUUAAUUGGUUUUCAGAGUCUCGUUGACAAAAAAAAAUGGUGUUCAGAGUCUAAAUGUUUGUAGCUAAUUCAGAUAACCCUUUUCAUCUUUUAGGUAAGGCUAAGGUUUAUGUUUAGGUUGCUUUUUGCAUAUUUUAGCUUGGAAGAAUAUUUUCACUAAAAUGCAAGAUUAAUUUAUACAUGUAAUCGUUUAUAAAUGUAUCAAAAGGUUUUAAAGAUACAUUUUUUACAAUUCUUAGAACAUUAUGCUUUACUUUUCAGUUUCUAAAUAAUGUUAAUAAAAAUGAAAGGUAAAAAUUCAAUAAAUAUUUCAAGGACAAGGGUAGCGAUGUUAGGUAGAAGUUGAAAUCUUACAACACAUGAAGAAAAAAAUGAAAGGAAGCUCCAACUUUAUUGAAUAUGUUGGCAUAGUUUUGCUCAUUCGCUUCCUCUGUCAAAAUCCCGACAUUUACUUGUUCAAGUAAACGUACGUACGAUCCAACGGCCAGUCCAUAAUAUACAUUAUACCUACGUGCAUGACUGUUUUUUAAUGAACCAACCAAAAACAAAAGUAAAUUUUGAGCAUAGGAAACAUAAGAUUCUGAGCCAUAGUGAAUCGUUUGUCCACGGAUUUGGACAACAUAAAAUACAUAUCUCGUGAUUUUCAUCUUUCUUCUCUAAUAUUUGUACCAUAUAUGAUGAUUACCUUUACUGUAUUACGACAAUAUGAAAACCAAAAUCCCAAUGCAACAAAUAAAUUUCAACAUCCAAAAUAAAUCUUUGUUAUAUAUAAUAUGGUUGUUAAAAGGAAACAAACUGUGUCGCUUAUAUAGAAAAACCUAAAUAACAACGUAAUUCUGCUUGUGUAGGGAUCGAUCAGAUCAUAUCCUAUCAUUUUAUUUCUAAAAAAUAUAUGCUUAAUGUAGAAGCUAAAUUAUUUUUAAAAUAUAUGCAUUAAAUUUGUUUCAUUACCUAAGUAUAAAUAAUAUGUAAUACCGUCAUCUAGGUUAAAUUCACACUGAAUAUAUCUUGAUGCUCUAAUGGA
This is a messenger RNA of Brassica napus (rape), 4310 nucleotides long. Its product is annotated as putative F-box/LRR-repeat protein At1g56400. Gene Ontology annotation, molecular function: protein binding. The transcript has 3 exons. The coding region runs from base 804 to 1892 and encodes 362 amino acids. Lineage: Eukaryota; Viridiplantae; Streptophyta; Magnoliopsida; Brassicales; Brassicaceae. The record is from RefSeq and is a predicted model, not a curated record.